GAUGGAAGAACUAGAAAGGCUUAUUUCAUUUCUAGAGAUCGAUAUAUCGGAUAAUUUGAAGAGAGAUAUACUAGACAUGUGUAGCUUCCAGAAGAUGGCUGCGGACAAAAUUACCAAACAAGAAGAGGUUUUAUUUAAUGAAAACUUUCGAUUCUUUAGAAAAGGUGAGGUUGAGAACUGGAAGACCUGGUUUACGGUGGAACAGAAUGAGUACUUCGAGUCCGAGUGGAACAAACAGAUCCGGGCAGAUACAAUCUUUCAGUUUAAAUACACACAGAAAGAAGCAAACUUUUACAAACGUCUUUAACCUUUUUUUUACUGGACAGACGAAUGUAAAUGAGUGAACCACAUUGGAGUUUUUCAUUGUUUUCGAUCAUUAAAGAACGGUUACCAAUAGACAGAUUUUUUACCGUAUCUUACUCAUCAUAAAUAAAGUAAAACAGGACAAAAACAUAGCAAAACUGAAGGAUGGAUUUAUUUUUUAGUUAAAGAUGU
Mya arenaria is the source of this 495-nucleotide messenger RNA. RefSeq names its product sulfotransferase 1E1-like. The record is from RefSeq and is a predicted model, not a curated record. Gene Ontology annotation, cellular component: cytoplasm. Bases 2 to 307 code for a protein of 101 amino acids. The transcript has 2 exons. Gene Ontology annotation, molecular function: sulfotransferase activity. NCBI's taxonomy places the organism in Eukaryota, Metazoa, Mollusca, Bivalvia, Myida, Myidae. Gene Ontology annotation, biological process: sulfation.